AUGGAUGAACUAACAAACCAUUGCAAAGGUUUAUCACUUUCGGACAGAGAAGGGCCAACCUUCAAUCUAGAGGAGGAGAUGGCCAUGCCAGAAUUUAUCAUUGCAACAAAAUUCUUCAUAAGACGAGCGUUGAAUAUGGAAGCUAUUGCCUUGACAUUUCAGCCUCUGUGGAGAUCAAAAAAUGGAUUCAAAGUCAAAAAUAUGGGCAAUCACAUAGUCCUCUUUAUUUUUGACAACAAGCUUGAAGUUGAAAUUAUUCUCGAGAAUGAACCUUGGAACUUUGACAAACACCUCAUGGCGUUGCAACGAUACGACAAGGACACGCUAAUUGAAGAGUUACAGUUCAAUCAAACUUCCUUUUGGAUACAAGUACAUGACAUUCCAGUUAGAUUCAUGAAUCAAAAGGUGGCAGCGGGGAUUUGUAGCCAGGUUGGUACGAUCAUUAAGAAAUCUGAAACAGAGGGAGAGGGUGGCAGUUUCAUGAGGGUUCGGGUUAGGGUGGACAUUACUAUUCCAUUGAGCCGAGGAAGAAUGGUGUCAGUGGGGCAAGGGAAGGAAAUCUGGGUAUCGUUCAAAUAUGAACGCCUACCAAAUAUCUGUUAUUAG
Molecule: messenger RNA, 606 nt
Organism: Quercus lobata
Lineage: Eukaryota; Viridiplantae; Streptophyta; Magnoliopsida; Fagales; Fagaceae
Exons: 1
Coding region: 1-606 (201 amino acids)
Source: RefSeq, a predicted model, not a curated record